Molecule: messenger RNA, 2127 nt
Organism: Phlebotomus papatasi
Lineage: Eukaryota; Metazoa; Arthropoda; Insecta; Diptera; Psychodidae
Product: esterase B1-like
Exons: 5
Coding region: 90-1703 (537 amino acids)
Source: RefSeq, a predicted model, not a curated record
UUCAUUUCAUGAUCCGUGAUAGAGCGGAGCAUUGCGCGGCAAAAUCGUCGCGUAGAUAAAACACAGAAGAUAAUUCAGUGUUGUGUGAGAUGUCGGACACAAUAGUUGCACGUACAGCUUUAGGACCAAUUCGUGGAGUAAAAAGUGAAGGAGUUUGGGGUGCUAAAUACCUCAGUUUCUUUCGCAUUCCCUAUGCAAAACCACCAAUUGGAGAAUUGCGAUUUAGGGAUCCUCUUCCACCUGAAUCAUGGGAAGAUACUCUCGAUUGUACAAAGGAGAGCAUGGGAUGUGCUCAGAAAAUGAUUUUGCUGGAGGGAUUUCUAGGUGACGAAGAUUGUCUUCAUGUCAACGUUUAUACAAAGAAUCAAAAUCCAAAGAGACUUCUUCCUGUCAUGGUGUACAUUCAUGGUGGGGCAUUCAUUAGUGGUGCUGGCACUUCAAUGAUGUUUGGCCCUGACUUUCUUAUGGAGAAAGAUGUGGUCUUGGUCACACUACACUACAGGGUGGGAGCUUUGGGUUUUAUGAGUUUUCAGGAUCCUACACUCAAUAUCCCUGGAAAUGCAGGACUCAAGGACCAAUUGAUGGCACUCAAAUGGGUUAGGGACAAUAUCUCUUAUUUCGGUGGAGACCCAAAUAAUGUUACGCUCUUUGGUGAAAGUGCAGGAGGAGCAUCUGUGCAUUACUUAAUGCUCUCAGAUCUGGCUAAGGGUCUUUUCCAUCGUGCCAUCGUAAUGUCUGGAACAGUGUAUGACCCUUGGGCAUUUCCUCCAGAUCUUGAUUGGGCAGCUAAACUUGCUCUGUCUUUGGGAUGGAAUGGUGAAGGAGGUGAAGCUGGAAUGCUAGAGAUUUUACAGAAAGUCGAUCAAGUAACUCUAUCUGAGAAGCAGGUUGAUUUCAUAACCCAUGAAAAUCGCAAGAACGGUGUAAUCUUUCACUUUGGACCAGUAGUUGAGCCACAUUGGAGUACCAAUGCGAUAAUUACAAAACUUCCACGUGAUAUGGCUAGAACGGCAUGGGGAAACUCCAUUCCCAUAAUGACUGGCGGUUGUGCUGAUGAGGGACUUUUGCUGUACAAAGAGAUCAGCUCAGAUGAUAAUUUUCUUGGAGAUCUCUCCAAUUUAGUGCCAUGGGAACUCAAUCUUGGCCCUCAAAGUGCACAACGGAAAAAUGUCGCUAAAACGCUGAGAGACUUUUACUUCAAUGGAAAUGUAUCUAGCAAGGAUGGCCUUCAGAAUCAUAUCAAGUUUCUGGGAGAUAAAUACUUUUGGCACGGACUCUAUCGCGUUGUACGUGCACGAUGUGAAUACGCCCCACGAGUACCGACCUUUCUCUAUCGCUUUGCCGUCGAUUCUCCGGAAUACAAUUUUCUGAGAGCAGUCUUCUGUGGCGAUGGGGUCAGUGGUGUGUGCCAUGGUGAUGAUUCUAAUUAUAUUUUCAAGUCGGGACUGGUACACACAGUACCCAAACCUGGAAGCCUUGAGCACACAACAAUCAAUCGAAUGGUGAGCAUGUGGACGAGUUUUGCAAUCACUGGAAAUCCCAACUGUGAUGCAAUUGCACCAACAAAGUGGCUACCAGUAUCUCCUAAUGGACCACCCUAUCGCUGUCUCAAUAUUUCUGAAGAACUUGCCUUUUGUCUAUUGCCCGAAACUGAAAGAUUAUCCACUUGGGACUCUCUCUUUGACCGUGAUCAACUAAUUUGAAAUAAAUUGGCAGAAUAUGGAAUGCAGUUGUUUUUGUUUAGCCAAUUAGUGCCACUGAUUUACUGUUUAGCCACAAUUUCAAUAACUAUUGAAGAUAAUCUAAAAACUAUGGCAGAGAUACUCUCUAAAAAUUUAGUUAAGCUCUAUAUUAAAUUUUCCAAUAAGCACUUUUGUGUGAAAAUUCAAAGCGCGUAUAACAAAGAUACGAUUGAAAUUAAAAUUUUAUAAUUUCUCAGACACGUUGCUCAAAUAUCCUCUUCAGUACAUUUUAUGCAGUUGGUGUAUUGAAAUGCAAGUCAAUUGAACAUGACUAUACACAUAGCAUUUGUUACAUGAUAUUAACUUUUUUUGCUAAAGGUUUGAGUUUGUUUUUGCAAUUUUAUUAAAAAAUAAUAGGAUGGAAUAAAAAUAUAAUAUGUAUUCA